Molecule: messenger RNA, 529 nt
Organism: Closterium sp. NIES-67
Lineage: Eukaryota; Viridiplantae; Streptophyta; Zygnematophyceae; Desmidiales; Closteriaceae
Source: the annotation of a GenBank genome assembly
CUGGGGAUGGAGAGGAAGGAGAGGAAGGAGAGGAAGGAGAGGAAGGAGAGGAAGGAGAGGAAGGAGAGGAAGGAGAGGAAGGAGAGGAAGGAGAGGAAGGAGAGGAAGGAGAGGAAGGAGAGGAAGGAAAGGAAAGAGAGGGAGGAGAGGAAGGAGAGGAAGGAGAGGAAGGAGAGGAAGGAGAGGAAGGAGAGGAAGGAGAGGAAGGAGAGGAAGGAGAGGAAGGAGAGGAAGGAGAGGAAGGAGAGGAAGGAGAGGAAGGAGAGGAAGGAGAGGAAGGAGAGGAAGGAGAGGAAGGAGAGGAAGGAGAGGAAGGAGAGGAAGGAGAGGAAGGAGAGGAAGGAGAGGAAGGAGAGGAAGGAGAGGAAGGAGAGGAAGGAGAGGAAGGAGAGGAAGGAGAGGAAGGAGAGGAAGGAGAGGAAGGAGAGGAAGGAGAGGAAGGAGUGGUGGGAGUUUGAACGCCCAUGGGCUGACCAGGUGGAGGUGCACGGGUGGUGGGAGUGAUGAGUGAUGGGUGAUUAUGACGCGG